This is a messenger RNA of Staurois parvus, 411 nucleotides long. NCBI's taxonomy places the organism in Eukaryota, Metazoa, Chordata, Amphibia, Anura, Ranidae. The record is from the annotation of a GenBank genome assembly.
UGUCCAUCAGUGCCAGCAGUCAGUGCUCAUCAGUGCCACGUGCCAGUGCCCAUCAGUGCCAUAUCAAUGCCACCUAUCAGUGCCAGUCAGUGCCACCUAUCAAUGCCAAUCAGUGCCACCUAUCAGUGCUGCCAAUCAGUGCCACCUAGCAGUGCCAGUCAGUGUCGCCUAUCAGUGCGCAUCAGUGUCACCUAUCAGUGCCAGUCAGUGCCGCCUAUCAGUGCCAGUCAGUGCCGCUUAACAGUGCCAGUCAGUGCCACCUAUCAGUGCCAGUCAGUGCUGCCUAUCAGUGCCAAAUAUCAGUGCCAUAUAUCAGUGUCAUGUAUCAGGGCUGCCUUUCAGUGCCCAUCAGUGAUGCCUGUCAAUGCCCAUCAGUGCAACCUACCAGUGCCUCCUCAUCAGUGCCUAUCA